Molecule: messenger RNA, 354 nt
Organism: Chrysochloris asiatica (Cape golden mole)
Lineage: Eukaryota; Metazoa; Chordata; Mammalia; Afrosoricida; Chrysochloridae
Product: 60S ribosomal protein L35-like
Exons: 1
Coding region: 1-354 (117 amino acids)
Biological process (GO): maturation of LSU-rRNA from tricistronic rRNA transcript (SSU-rRNA, 5.8S rRNA, LSU-rRNA); translation
Cellular component (GO): ribosome; cytosolic large ribosomal subunit
Molecular function (GO): structural constituent of ribosome; mRNA binding
Source: RefSeq, a predicted model, not a curated record
AUGGCCAAGAUCAAGGCACGGGACAUUCGCGGCAAGAAGGAGGAGCUGCUGAAACAGCUGGACGACCUGAAGGUGGAGUUGUCCCAGCUACAAGUCGCCAAAGUGACUGGCGGUGUGGUGUCCAAGCUCUCUAAAAUCCGAGUUGUCCGUAAAUCCAUUGCCCGGGUUUUAACUGUCAUCAAACAGACUCAGAAGGAGAACCUCAGGAAGUUCUACAAGGGUAAGAAGUACACACCCCUGGAUCUGCGGCCCAUGCGCCGCAGAUUCAACAAGCACGAGGAGAACCUGAAGACCAAGAAACAGCAGCGGAAGGAGCGUCUGUACCCACUACGGAAGUAUGCGGUCAAGGCCUGA